AUGCCAUUCUUUUCGUACCAUUCUGUGAAAAAGGACCCAAUACCAACAACGUCUUGGAAAAAAAAUAAAAUCGCUCAAUGGUUGCAAGACAAGAAUGUAGAGGUUGACAAAACAUGGCUCAAAAUUGAACUGUUAGACAAGGUUCAUCAGUUUCGACCUGUUGAUAAAUACGUCAUUGACGAAGAAGCAAAAAAAUAUAAUAAAAUUGUCCUACGUUUACCACCGUACCAUUGCGAAUUAAAUCCAAUUGAAUUAGCAUGGUCGGUGGUAAAAAAUUACGUGAGGCAUAACAAUACUACGUACAAAUUGAACGAUGUACGGCAAUUGUUGAUAGAUGGAGUUAAAAAAGUUACUCCGGAAAUGUUGGCCAAUUUUGUAAAACACACCAUCGCAGAAGAAAACAAAAUGUGGGAUAUUGAUUGUAUUUCAGAAGAAAUGUUAGAAGAAAAUGCUUCAACCACUCAUGUACUCACAAUAACAGGGGAGACAACUUCUGAUUCCGACUAA
Molecule: messenger RNA, 507 nt
Organism: Acyrthosiphon pisum (pea aphid)
Lineage: Eukaryota; Metazoa; Arthropoda; Insecta; Hemiptera; Aphididae
Exons: 1
Coding region: 1-507 (168 amino acids)
Molecular function (GO): nucleic acid binding
Source: RefSeq, a predicted model, not a curated record